This is a messenger RNA of Acaromyces ingoldii, 1544 nucleotides long. RefSeq names its product HAD-superfamily hydrolase. Gene Ontology annotation, biological process: glycerophospholipid biosynthetic process. The coding region runs from base 22 to 1167 and encodes 381 amino acids. The record is from RefSeq and is a predicted model, not a curated record. Gene Ontology annotation, cellular component: mitochondrion. NCBI's taxonomy places the organism in Eukaryota, Fungi, Basidiomycota, Exobasidiomycetes, Exobasidiales, Cryptobasidiaceae. The transcript has 4 exons.
AGCCAAAUAAGGCCGACCAGGAUGUUUCGACGGCCGGUGCUCCGAAGCUGUGGCGCACGACCUAGAGUAUGGGUCGCCCCGCCUGCCACUGCUAGGGCAUUCACACCCACUGCGAGGUCCUGUCGGUCAGACCCGACCCAUCCAGCCUCGGAGCCAGACGCUUCGAGACCUCUGGCGUUUGCAUUCGACAUUGAUGGCGUGCUGAAGGCGGGCAACACCGUCCUGGACGCAGCCCGACGAGCGCUUGCCAUCCUCGAAGGGAACAACCCGCUGGGCAGACGCGUCCCGUACAUCUUCAUCACAAAUGGCGGAGGUCCCUCCGAGGUGGACAGGGCCAAGAACCUCAGCAAGAACUUUGGGUUAGAGGUCAAGCCAGACCAGGUCAUUCAGGCGCACACCGUGCUUCAGUCGCUCACGAAGCGGUUUGGGAAUAAGCCCGUGCUCAUGAUUGGCGGGCCAGACUAUCCGCCGGGAGCAUCGCGGACGGUCAUGAAUGGCUAUGGUUUUGAAGACGUCUACACCGCCCAUGAUGUGCACGCCUGGGCGCCCUCGUCCUGGCCCUUCUCACGAGUGCCUGAGGCGCAGAAGGCAGCGCUCCGGCAUGCCGAUUUUUCAAAGGUCAAAUUCUCUGCCGUCCUUGUCUUUCACGACAGUCGAGACUGGGGCCGAGAUAUCCAGUACAUCUGCGAUGUUCUGCGGUCACCGGCUGGCACAUUCGGCGUUGUGGGCGACGAUACCCAUCCUCAACCAUUUCUGGCAUUCACCCAUGCCGAUCUUCUGUGGGGGAACGACUUUUCAGCGGCGCGCUUUGGCCAGGGUGCAUUCCAGACUGCCGUUCGAGCCGUCUACGAGGAGACGAGUGGGCGCAAGCUGGAAGCAACGACGUUCGGCAAGCCGCAACAGCUAACGUACGAGUACGCCAACGAGCUCGUCAAGAACCAGCUCAGCGUCGCCGACGACGUCCGACCCAGCGUCUGGAUGGUGGGCGACAAUCCGGCUAGUGACAUUGCCGGCGCAAACAACUUCGGAUGGAAGUCGGCUUUGGUGCGGACAGGUGUCUAUCGAGACGCGGCAGGUCCGCCAGCCCACAAGCCAACAGUGCUUGUUGAUGAUGUAGAGGUGGCCGUCCGCACCGCGCUCAAACGAGAAUGGGGUGUGGACAUGUAGAUGCGCUUUCUGCCUUUUUGUCAAUGCUACCCAUCAUAGAGAGCAGAAGACCUGGCGAGAACCGGUUUGCAUCCCUACUACUACUUCUUCUUGUCCCAAUCUUAUCUAGCGUGGCUGCCGGCGUGGAACACGUGGACCACAUCAGCAUACACUGCAGCUGUCCUACGCCGUCUCGGACGGAGCAAGGUCGGUGGCACGCGGCGCACGCAACUGUGAUGUGCUCUCGCUGCUCAUUCCAUCAGGCGUGGAGAGCCGCAUAAUCGACGCAUCUCGCUAUCAGAUUCGGAAAUGGAAAAGCGGUCGGGCCCGUUGUCAGAUUAUCAACUAGAAGAAGAGCCAUCUCAUCUCAUCUCUCGAGCAGCUCUAAAUUAUUCAGG